CCCUAAACCCACUCUCCCUCUCCCGCUCCCUCUCCCUCGCCCUCUCCCAUAGUCUUACACAUCAGAGAAGACAGACUAGCCCUAGCAGCCACUCACCCCCACCUUCUCCAUCGCCGAACCACUCGCCUCGGCCAGAGGGUGCCGUUGCCGCCCGCGUUGUCACGGAACCCUCACGUCGCCGCCGGAUUAUCCUCACCCAUACCAAGCUCCCACUUCUCCCCUCGGCGUCGCUCACGUCCGUUCUCUUCUCGCCGGCGCGCCUCAGCUCCGUCCCGGCGUCUCUCCUCCGUCGCGGUCCUCUUCUCGGCGUCGCACACGUUCGUUCUCUCCGCGGCGUCUCUCUCUCUCCGAGCUCACUCUCUCUCACCGUCGCGAACGUCGCUCACCUCGCCGGAUCGGUCUCUGCUCGCGAACGCCGGUCACCUACCUUCCUCGCCGUCUCUCUGGAUUGGAUUGGAUCAGGCUUGCAUUCUUUCUUGAACCUAGGUUACUGGCCUUCCAAGUAAGGCUUUUGAUCCUUUGGAGAUUCUUGUUUUGAAUCUUCCUCCUUGGCUUCCUGAUAGUAAGUCAGGAACUGAUGGGGAAGAAAAUCAGAAGAAAGAACCGAGCUUCUGCUAAGGAGAAGGCAGUUGCUAUGCAGUCUCCGAAGAAAGCUUUAGAGUCUCCCAACCCAACUGUUGAGUCUGUUGAUGAGGGGAUCUCUGCUGCAAAAGAAACAAGUUCUUGUCCUCAUCUUGUAAAGGGUAUUAAUUUAAAUACACUAUCUAGCAAGAUUGAAUCCUCUGCAUCAGUAAGGUGUGAAGAUUGCAGAGAAGGUGCUGCUGAUAGGAGAGGUGGAAAAGGAAAAGGGAAAGGUAAUAAACAAGGGAAGAAGAAAAGUGGCACACCAGCAGAUUCAAAAUCCGAGUCCAAGGCUAUAUGGGUUUGUUUGGAGUGUGGUCAAUAUACCUGUGGAGGUGUGGGGCUACCAACAACCCCUCAUUGCCAUGUUGUCAGGCAUGUGAGGCAACAUCGGCAUCCCUUAGUGGUUCAUUAUGAAAAGCCUCAGUUGUGUUGGUGUUUUCAGUGCAAUAUGCUUAUUCAAGCUGAUAAAAUAGAAGAGAAUGAAGAAACAGGCCGUGUUCUAUCUGAUGUAGUGAAAUUGUUGAAAGGGAGAUCAUCGCAGAAAUCAUCAGCGGAUAAUAAGGACGUUGGUAUUGAUGGCAGUGUUACUUCAGAAAUUAAAUCAGGAGUGAUUGUCAGAAAUGAUUUAUAUGGGCAUGGUGGCUAUGUAGUUCGAGGCAUGAUUAAUCUUGGGAAUACUUGUUUCUUCAAUUCCAUCAUGCAAAAUUUGCUAGCUAUGGAUAGAUUGCGGGACAACUUUCUGAAUUUGGAUUCUCCUUUUGGACCAUUGGUUAGUUCCUUGAAGAAACUGUUCACUGAAACAAAUCCAGAAUCAGGAUUGAAAACCACUAUAAAUCCUAGAUCAUUUUUUGGUUGUGUGUGCUCCAAGUCUCCCCAAUUUCGAGGAUAUCAGCAGCAUGACAGUCAUGAAUUGCUCCGUUGUUUAUUGGAUGGGUUGAGUACUGAAGAGCAAGCUGCAAGGAAACAAAAUGGUUCGCCCAAGAGAGAUGGCACCCCUGCAAAUACUUUAGUUGAUGAUUUAUUUGGGGGUCAGAUAUCUAGUACUGUACGGUGCAUUGAAUGUGGAAAUUCCUCAACUGUUUACGAGCCUUUUUUAGAUCUUUCACUGCCUGUUCCAACUAAGAAACCCCCUCCUCGGAAAGCACAACAAGCAAUUCGAGCCAAAAAGGCAAAACUUCCACCAAAAAAAGGUGGAAAGACCCGAGUCAAAGUUAACAGGGAUGAUGAUCCAAUAGCUGGUCAAAGUAUAUCAAACCAAUCAUCUGUCCAUGAGUCAACCUCCCCUGCUCAGUCCAAUGUGUCGGUUGCGGGAGAGGUGGCAGUCCCUUCUGAUUGUGGUGAUUCUACAGUAUUGGUUUCAAAGGAAAUAAGCAAUGUUGCUAAAGAGCUGUCUUCACCGAAUUUGGUUGCUGUUGGAGAGUCUCAAGAUAUGCAAGUGCUUGACAAUGAUGCAAAUAAGAUGUCAGCUUCAUCAGAUGAUCUUGCAUGGUUGGAUUAUGUGGAAGCUGAAGCUGACAAUGUCACCGAGGAAUGUGAGUUUCUUUCACCGAAAGAGGGCGAUCAGGAUACUGAUAGCAAGAAUGAACCUUUAAAUGAAUUGCCGGUAGGGGUUAGCUGUGAACGUUAUGGUCCAGAGUGUUCCCCUAAGGAGGAUCAAGACCAAAGACCGUAUUCUUCAACAAAUGGGUGGGAAGACGAGGUUCCACUACAAGUUCAAGGUUCAGAAGUGCUGUUACUUCCUUAUAAAGAAGAAAGUUCCUCUGCUUGUGAAAUUAUUGGAAGGGAUGGUGAGGCUUCCUGUUCGAAUUUGGGCCAUGGUCAAGAAGAAUUAGCAUUCGAAGGCUUUGGUGAUUUAUUCAAUGAACCUGAAGUUUUUGCUGGUCCUGCUCCUAGGCCUUCAUCUAAUGAGGUUACAGAAGCUGUUUUUAACAGUGAGUCUGAUCCAGAUGAAGUCGAUGAUACAGAUUCUCCAGUUUCGGUAGAGAGUUGCUUGGCACAUUUUAUAAAACCUGAGCUUCUCUCAGAUGAAAAUGGUUGGAACUGUGAGAACUGUUCGAAAAUUGUCCAACGUAAAAAAGUUGAAGCAAAAAAGAAGGCAAAUUCUGUAUUGGAUGGAAUUGAGAUUGGAUGUCGUGUUGAACCAUUGGAUGCUGCUUACUCUUUUUCUAUUGAAGUCAGAAGCCUUGAUAAUGGGAAUAUUACAGAUACCAAAAAUACAGAAAGUUCAGUUUUACAUAUUAAUCAUGGAACAGUGCUUGAAAAUGGUCAAUCAAAUGGAUUGAGUUCAAAUGUUGAUGAAAAGGAUCACAGAACUUUGAAGAUGAAAGAUACACUUAAUGAGGAACUUCAGUCUUCGGGAUGUCAUAAUUCUUCCAAUGCAGAAAGUUGUAAUCAUUCAGCUGCUGAUUCUAGUGUUAUCGUGGAUAACACUGAAAAUGUUGAAAGCAGAGAUCCUCAGAUGUCAGGUCAGGAUGAUGAUGACUCAGAAGAAUGCAGUGAGGAAGAGGCUGACGUGAAAAGUUUGAAGGUGAAAAGGGAUGCUACUAAAAGGGUCCUCAUUCAUAAAGCUCCGCCUGUCUUGACAAUUCAUUUGAAGAGAUUCAGCCAAGAUGCCCGAGGUCGCUUAAGCAAGUUAAAUGGACAUGUCAAUUUCAGAGAAAGAAUGGAUCUCAGACCAUAUGUGGAUCCUAGAUUCGUAGCUGAAGAGAAUUAUGAAUACCAUUUGGUUGGUGUAGUGGAGCACUCGGGAUCUAUGAGAGGGGGUCACUAUGUUGCAUAUGUGAGAGGGGGCCAGAGGAACAGAGGGAAGGCUGAUAACAAUGAGAAUGAGAGUUCCACUUGGUAUCAUGCCAGUGAUGCAUAUGUACGUGAAGUGUCUCUCGAUGAAGUUCUUCGAUGCGAGGCAUACAUUCUGUUCUAUGAAAAAAAUUGAGGGACACCAUCUACUUUCCAGGGAGUUUGUUAGACUUAAUACAGAGAGUAACAUAUGACAAUUGAGACUCACUAGGGAUUUGCCUGGGAUAUUUCAUUUGAAUGAGUACUUUCAUUUUUGUAUUUCUUUCGAUAUCCUUGCUUUUAUAAGGGUAAUGGUACCUUUCAAGGUUGUUUGUGAGUUGGGGUUAGGGAAGGGCGGGGAGGAGAGGAAGCUAUGUAUUGUAAAGGUUCACAACUUAACACUACAUGCCUUCACAUCGCCUCCUUUCCCUCCAACUGACAAACAGUUACCUAAUUAUGCGUUUUAGCAGAAUUUAAAAAAAUUUAAUAAUCUGAGUUAGUGUAGCACAUGGCUAUGUUUUAACCUCAAAGAUCUAAUAUGUAUAGUUACUAUUUUAUAGGGGUAUUGGAGAAACCUCUUCUUAUAUUUGCUUUUGUAAUUAUAGGUCUUCUUGAGCCUUCAAUUUGAAUAAAUUCAUUUAUCACUUAUCAGUUAGUGAAAUUCAGGUCUCUUUUCAAUGGGAAAUACUUUAUUUAGCAUAUAUUCUUUGUUUCUUAUCCCCUCCAACUUCCAUGUGUUCCAACAAAGUUUUGGUGCAUGCCAUCGCUUCUUUGCAGCACUACUGUAUCCACAAAGUAUAUUAUUUUUCACCAUUGCCAAUUUAUGUGCAUGUAGGAUUGUCGCUUUCCUCCUCUAUAGCAAUAUUGUGGGAACUCUUGUUGAUUAUUUAAAAUGUGUAGUAUAAAUUGUACAAUUUUAUUCGUAAGUUAACAUAAUUCUUGCAAAGUCCCUUGUGAAUGCUGCUUCUAUCCAAUGUGAGUUCAUGUUUUUUGCAUGUGCUUAAAGGCUUAUUCCUUUGGAUAAAAUGAUACAUGGCAAGUGAUAUUAUGCCUGGAGCCACAUACAUGGUUCCAAAUGAAACUGCACAUAAACCAGAAAUUUGGUUCUCUUUGGACCAUAUGAGACCAUACGAGUGUAGAAACCUAAACUGGAUAUGGAUGGUUUUGGCUUAACUCUGCCGCCACCGCCACCUCUGAUGGCGACAACAGUGUUUGGAUCCAUCCGCGUCUUCCUCCUCCACGCUACUGCUUAAGGCACCACCUGUUGCAAAGCCAAAGAGGGGUUGUCAGCAGUGGUUUUGCGCAAACACUGAUCCUCCUUGUGAGAGGGAAAGAAGAAACCCUGUUGCAUCUGUGCUGUUGUAUCUACUGCAUGCAUCCGCACCAAGGGUUUGAGAUGUCAUCCAUGCUUGAUUUUGGUUUGGUGAGGUUUUCUGUGUUGCCAGUCAUGUCUAUCGCAUCCGCAGAUGGAACUGUGAUUGUUUUGUAUCUUUUUAUAUUUUGGAAUUCUGAUUUUCUUUAGCUGCUGCCUGCUGCUUUUACAUCUGUUGCAGUGUUGCAUCAGUUUGUUGGUGAAGGAUUUGUUGGGGGCAUGAUCGUUUUGCACCAACGUUCCUGCACAAACAUACCAAUGACUAGCUGAUAAGUGAUAAGUAUAUAAAUCCAACAGUUAUUAAGUAAUAAUAUUUGCUCUUUUAUAAUUUAACCCCAAAUUUUUUAUUUUUAUUUUUAUUUUUAAUAAUAACAUAUUGGCCCAAUUGUAAUACAAAAUCAAUUUUGGGCGGCAGAUUCUAAUCGAAUGAGUUCUGGAAGAUGGGGAAGAGAAGACUGCAGCAUAUCAUACUCCUUUUCUGUAACUCUGAUUAAUUAUUUUUUUCCCUUUUUCUUUCUUUUGGCAUGAUGUGUGUUAUUUUGGAAUACAAUAGUGUAUUGAUUAUAAGUUCUUGUCAAUAAUAUAAGUGUUCGAAUUACCAAAAAAAAAAAAUGUGUUUGCCAUCAGUAACACUUCCGUUUGGAGAAAAGGUUUGUCCUCUACAUGUAUCUAGGCUGAAGUCCGAAUCCUUCUUCCUAAUUGUGUUCCCAGUAUCUUUGGUUAUGUUGGUUUCUGAAAACAGGACAAGAUAAAACAUAGUAUUUUUGGUUACGUUUGUUUCUGAAAACAGGACAAGAUAAAAUAUUAAGAAUAAGACAUAAAU
Molecule: messenger RNA, 5594 nt
Organism: Arachis stenosperma
Lineage: Eukaryota; Viridiplantae; Streptophyta; Magnoliopsida; Fabales; Fabaceae
Product: ubiquitin carboxyl-terminal hydrolase 2
Exons: 5
Coding region: 578-3556 (992 amino acids)
Biological process (GO): protein deubiquitination
Cellular component (GO): cytosol; nucleus
Molecular function (GO): cysteine-type endopeptidase activity; zinc ion binding; cysteine-type deubiquitinase activity
Source: RefSeq, a predicted model, not a curated record